CUUGACUAUCUCAUCGCUAAACUCUUUUGUCUUGAGACAUCCCAUGAUGACCGGACAAUACCAGAGGCUCCCGACAGAUGAAGAAGCGCUCAAAGCUCUAAACCCACAGACGAUCAGCAAUGACCCUUCCGGAAACCAAAGCUGGGUCAGGAGAACCCUACAACGUCUUACAAGCUGCGAAUGCAUCAGCUUCAGUCUUCUCAUGGGGCUGCUAUUCUUCAUAGCGCUAUUCGUCUUGAUCAUCAAGGGGUUGACGGUCCUCGUAGAGGAUGCUCGCGCACCCAGUCCAAUCGCAGGCACUGAAUUAAGCAACAGUACUACUACGGAGUGGGACGAGUGUCCUGCAGCAGUCGUUUGGAGUGGCUUAGUGCAUGUUCUUAUACUCUUGCAAGCCUGUUUUCUCCUUAUAUUCAAGUUCUCGUUCUCGACGCGUCGUACAACCGACCUUCUCAUCCGUAAAUCGCUCCGCGCAUACCCCGUUCUGCUCGUCGUCGGUUUCUGCAUACUGGUCCUGUACGGCGGCCACUGUUCAGACUCUGCGCCAGGUACUUUUGCAUUUACAGCUUGGACCGAAGCGCUAGUCAUCGUGCCAUCUAUAAUCGCCUAUCAAAUUGGGAUGGACGAGAUGCGCUUAGAUCCCAAGGAUGACACAAUUAUGCUCGAGGAGCUUGAUAGCCUCUACCGCACAGAAUCCUCCAUGGACUACCUACGUAUACCAGCACAGGUCCACAUCAGACUCCCCACUGACAACGAGAUCCCACAAGAACAGGAAGUUGACACGACACACUCUGAAUCAGAUUUACCCGGUCACUCACCCGUUGCAAUCAUAGCCCCAGCUUGCGCAACUGAGGAUAUGCUAGACGAAGAACAGUGGCACUUGGCGCUGAACCCGCAACAGCCUGGUGCACCGUCCGGGGCCGAACAACAACAGCGGUCCAACGCUAAUACGAGCUCCAAGCCCGGACAACCCAAACCAACCAAACCCUCCUGGUUUGCGCUCAUAAUGGAAUUUCUCUUCCUUGUCGCAGUCUGCGCUCUGAUCGUUAAGGCCGACAUAGCAUUCGUAAAGGAUGCCCAGACCCUCGUUCCAGUGGAUGGGGACGAAGGUACCCAACUGAAGGACCAAUUCAUCACUUGGCCCCUCCUCACCAAAUUCUUCCAUCCCUACCCAAUCCUCUUCAUGCUCGGCAUUUGCAUCGGGAUCAUCUACGGAGGCACAUGCUAUCAAGCCGCUCACAACGUCUUCGCAUUCUCCGCCUGGACGGAGGUGAUCGUCUUCUUGUUGUCUGUGGUUUAUGUGUUAUUCAAGGCUUGCCCGACCUAA
Molecule: messenger RNA, 1324 nt
Organism: Stereum hirsutum FP-91666 SS1
Lineage: Eukaryota; Fungi; Basidiomycota; Agaricomycetes; Russulales; Stereaceae
Exons: 12
Coding region: 44-1324 (426 amino acids)
Source: RefSeq, a predicted model, not a curated record